AUGGCUGAGUGCAUCAAUAACCUGACCAACUUGCUCAACAGAUGGAUAAAGGAAAUGGACACCCCUAACUACAACCCCAUACCUACGUUGAUCAAAUUAUGUGAAUUAUUUGAAGAAGAAAUCAAAAAUUAUAAUAUGAAAUACCCGGAUCCUACUGAUGAACGCCAUCCAUCUGAAAUAGAUCCAACUGGUGCAUUGGAUCGGAUGUAUAAGAUUCUGUUUGACCAUUCUUUGGACCAUUCUUUAAUGGAAAAAUUAUUAAUGGUUUAUUUAAAAGAAAAUUAUUGGCCAACUAUAGAUUUAAAUGUUGCUGCAUGUAGGCUUAUGAUAAACCUCAUUCAUCAUAACGUGAUAUAUGAGUUAGAAACACCUGUUGUUUUGGAAAAUCAUGAACUUAUUGAUAGUCUAUUCAGUUGGUCAGAAGAUACUAGUGAACCAUUGCAAACUUAUGCAACGGGAUUAUUGGCAUCUUGUAUGGAGUUACCAUUAAUUUCUGAUCAAUUAAAGGAACGUAAUAAUAAACUUGUCCCAUUUAUAUUGGAUCGUCUACAUUCAUAUUAUACUCAGUUUUGCGAAGAAAAUAAAAUCAAUCAAAGCACAGAGCUAUAUCAAAAUACAAAUAGUGAUCAGCCCAAUAAUCAUUAUAUAGGUGCUUCAUCUCCAAAAAUAAGAAAAAGAAAAAAAAAUGGUAUUUGUAAUUCAUCCUCUAUUGAGUCUAAAGCAAGCAACUGGAUACAAAUCUAUCCACCUACUUUGUCAACAAAAUUGGUUUACUGUCUCAAAUAUUUAGUGUCAAUUGGAGAAAAUCAAGCGUUCUUAAGCCAUGCCUACAAGAAAGAUGCAAUCAACCUAGUUAUGAAAAUAAUUAAUUAUUCAGAAAAAAAAAAUGAUUAUUUAACUUUUGUAGCAUUCAAAUACUUAGCUGUUCUAUUAUGCCAUAAGCAAAUUGCCACAGAAUUUAUUGAUGCUCAAGGAUUACAAAAAUUACUUUUAAUUCCAAAACCUAGUAUUCUAUCCAAUGGUGUUUCAAUUUGCUUUAAAUAUUUGUCAUAUUGUGAAGAAGCAAUGGAAAGGAUUUGUCUUUUAUCUGAACAAGUCCUUAUUGAUCUUGUAAAGUGUGGACUUUGGAUGUUGGAGUGUUCUCAUGAUGCCAGUAGAUGGCAUGCAACUAUGUUCUUCAAUUAUAGUUUUCAUUUUAGAGUUAUUCAAGAAAUAUUUGAUAGCCAUGAUGGAUUACGUAAGAUUUUUAAUGUGGCCAAUUCUUUGACUUUUCUUCCAUCUCAAUGUAUAGAAUUUAGUACACGUUUUGAAAGUACAAAAUAUUGUCCAAGACAAAUGUAUCGUUGUGUCUGUGCUGGUUUGAAACAUUACUUCGAAGCACAUUUAUAUAUAAAAGCACAGCAAAUACGUAGAGAAAAAAUUUUAGAUUCUGUUCAAAUUAUUCCAUCAACAAAGUCUACAAAACAAUCUCGUGCUAAAGUCCAAGAAGAUGUAAAGCUAUUAUCAAAUAGUAUGUCCCUGGAAAACCAUUGGACACCAAUUGAUCAAUUUCUUAAAUUGGGUGGAUUAAAGUUUUUAUUGCAAAUAAUUAGUGUGGCCAGUAAUAGGAAUUUUUUCGUAACACGUGGAGUCAUUCAAAAUGCACUUGAAGUAUUAAACAUAUGUGCUGUAUUACCAAAAGUUCAAUUGGCAUUAUGUGAAAUACCAUCAUUUGAAGUUCAAAUAGAUAAUCAAAAUGGUACCUCAAUAGUGGAAGAAGAUGACCCACGAGCUGAUAAUAUCAAUUGUGGAUUGGAUAUUAUUAUAAAAGCAGCAAAAGGAGAUCAUUUAGAUGCUAAUAUUAAAAAAGCUGCACUUUCUGUCAUUAUAACUUGUGUUUGUACAGAAAUACAUAGGGAAGGUAAUGAAGCUGUGAUUAAAAAAAGUUGGGAUUGUUUUAGAAAAUAUAAUGGAAUUAUGGUUUUACUUAAUUUAAUUACUAUACAAACACCAAAUGAUGAUUCUGAUGCUCUCCGAGGAUUAGCAAGUUGUGCAUUAGCUGGAUUGGCUCGCAGUGAAUCGAUUUGCCAAAUUUUCAACAAAUUGCCUUUAUUUAGCAGUGGCGACUUACUAAGUUUAAUGAAAAAUCCUGUAAUGCAAGUAAAUCUUCAAGAACAUGCGACAUUUCAAAAAUAUGGUUCAAAGUUAAUAGAAUUGGUUUUGGGGAAAACAAUAAGUAAUGGAGCUGAAAUAGAAACAUCAUUGGCAAAUACAAAACAAGCAAACAUUGUUGCACAAACUAAAAUUAAUUUUGAUGGAAAACAAUUGGACCUUAUAGUGUAUAAAUAUUUAAUGGAAAAAGGUUAUUCAGCAACUGCAAAAUCAUUAGUACAAGUUGCAAAUCUUAAUAUAGCUAAAAAAAAGUCCCAUCACCGUAAUCGGCCGAUUGGAGGAGGAAUAUUACCAAAAAGUUCUAAACAUCCGAUUCAGAACCAAAAAUCUGAAUUAUUCAAUUUAGCAAAUGGUCCUUUAGGUUCUGAAUAUAGUGCCAAAAGAAUAAGUUUGAAUGUCAAUAGACGAUCAGAAAAUCAUCCAAAAUCAGAGUCAAAACAAGAACUUGUGUCAACUAUUUCUAAAUCAGUUCACAAAAAAAUUAACCAAGAUUUAACAUUACUUACUGAUAAUACUACUAACUCAAAGAUUAGCUUGGAAUCUAUUGUUACAGAAUACUUAACCAAUCAACAUGCUUCAUGUAAACAUCCUAUAGUUACAUGUCCUAAAUUCGACUUAUUUGUUCCACACAAAUGUCCUGAUCCUAAUCCAAGGAGCUCAAUGUUUACAAACCUUGCUUUUCGAGUUUCCAAAAAUAUACAUUCUAGAAAACUAAACCAAAGACUAAUACACAGUCGCUUUUGUCCAACCGGCCAUUUUAGCAUGAAUGAUGAAUAUGCAUAUUUCACUUGUUGCGAGUUUUUAAGCCAAAAUCGAAUUGCUAUUGGGACAACCUAUGGUGAAAUAAGAGUAUUCAAUUUAUUUACUUCUCAAGCAGAAUUAUCAUUUCCAGCCCACGAGUCUUAUAUUAAAGACUUACAAUGCACUAAUAAUAAAAGGAUAUUGUUAUCAUCUGCUUUGCAGGGAGAGUCUUUAACAUCUGUUUGGUCUAUAACUGAAAAUGCAAUCAAUAUUAAAUAUUCUUUGGACAAUGAAGAAUACUGCACUUUUAGCAAUUAUGACCAAAAUAAAAUACUUGGGACUAGAGCAAAAAUAGCAACAAUAUAUGAUUUAGAAACUAGUAAAAGAAUAUUAUCAUUAGUGCCAAGAUAUUCAAAUGAGUAUAAAAGAAAUAAAGCAGCAUUUGAUGCUACAAAUGAAUUAGUGCUAUCAGAUGGUGUAUUAUGGGAUGCCAACGCUGGAAAAGAAAUCCACAAGUUUGAUAAAAUGAAUGAAUUUGUGAGUGGAAUUUUCCAUCCAAAUGGACUUGAGAUUAUAUCAAAUACAGAAGUCUGGGAUAUACGCACAUUUCAGUUGUUGCGAACAGUUUCAAGUCUUAAUCAAUGUGAUGUGAUAUUCUCAAAAUCAGGAGAAGGGAUGUAUACUUUAUAUAACAAUAACGAAGAAAUUAAAUGGUCUGACAAAACUUCAUUUAAAACUUUAGAUCCUAAUGACUACUCAAAUAUAGCCACUGUUGAUGUUAAAAAAUUAAUAUAUUAUAUGGCUUGCAAUAGUUUUGAUACUCAAAUAGCUAUUGUUGAGAAUCAAAGAAUGCCUUCCAAUAUUUGUGAGUCAAUUGUACAAUUAUAUGAUGUUGGUAGAUCUAGAACCAAAGAUGAAGCUGUUGAAAAAGAAGACGAUGACCUGCAAAAUUAA
This is a messenger RNA of Macrosiphum euphorbiae (potato aphid), 3846 nucleotides long. The record is from the annotation of a GenBank genome assembly. NCBI's taxonomy places the organism in Eukaryota, Metazoa, Arthropoda, Insecta, Hemiptera, Aphididae.